AUGUCGCCCGAAUCCUGGGCCUGGUUUUACCUCCAACCCGAUCGGGCAAACGUGGGUACCAGCCGAGUGAGACGUGGGACGUAUAUCCUCGGCAACUCCCAAACACUUGUACGAGAUGAGAUUUCAGACGCGUACAGUACAUGGAGAAAGGUCAUCGAUGUAUUUGAACGCCGACAGUGCAUCGACGUUAUGCUGUCGGGCCGCAGGUGCACAUUGAACGUUGUGGAUGACAUUAAUGUUGCGUCAGGUAAAAGCGGAUACCUGGUCGUAGAUGAGAAUACCGGCGACAAGCACUUCGUUACCUUCCGGCCAAGCAAGCGGGGUGCGACGGUCGUAGUCGGGGAGAAAUAG
This is a messenger RNA of Fusarium verticillioides 7600, 351 nucleotides long. RefSeq lists its product as hypothetical. The record is from RefSeq and is a predicted model, not a curated record. The transcript has a single exon. The coding region runs from base 1 to 351 and encodes 116 amino acids. Lineage: Eukaryota; Fungi; Ascomycota; Sordariomycetes; Hypocreales; Nectriaceae.